Molecule: messenger RNA, 1780 nt
Organism: Linum trigynum
Lineage: Eukaryota; Viridiplantae; Streptophyta; Magnoliopsida; Malpighiales; Linaceae
Source: the annotation of a GenBank genome assembly
AAACGUAAGGAAGAAGGGAAAUUAGAAGAAGAAGAAAAAAAGAUCGAUAUUCGAUAACCCUUUGCCCUAUAAUCCAUUUUAGGGGGGAAAACAAUAUAUAUGGCGAUAAUCAGGUUAUUAUUAUCACUGUCCGUUACCUUUCCUCUGAUCAUCACCGCCGUGGACGCGGUGGGCGACGACAACUACCACACGAAAUGCUUCGACGGGAACGGCGGAGGCGCGGCGGCCGUGCGAUUGAUGCAAUCUCUCAGCCAAGACCUGGUGGAUAAGGUGCCGGGCAAGGACCCACGGCUCUACUGCAACGUGCAGACGACGGGGAGCGGGCUGCAGAUGUACGGGUACGCCUACUGCAUGACGGACAGCCUGAGCGGGAACGUCGACCCAGCGACGGCGUGCACCGGCUGCCUGACCUCCGCCCGGAACCUGUUGAUCGACGGCUGUCAGGAAACCGGGUCGGGUCAGGUGAUCGGCGAACACGAUCAUUGUUAUAUCUGGAUCGGGUUUGGCGGAUGUCCCGACAACGAUUAGAGGAUUCAAGCAUGUCAUCUUUUACGUUAAUGGUCAGUAUGUAAUAAAAGGUGAGAAUUUGGGGAAUGGAUAAUGUUUGAGUAACCAUGAGUAACCCGUCCACAUCAGAUAUCAGUAUCCUCUCUCUCCUGAAAAACCUUUAAUUUUCCUCUCUUUAAUCUUUGACGAACGAUUUCUCACUCAUUUUAAGUCGAAAUUUAAUUUUUUUUUGCACACUUAGAUCAAAUUAAUUGUGCUCUUCAAAAUGAUAUCCACUUUAAUAUAUUUUUCGAACAAAAAAAAUUGAGCCAUUUUUUACCAGUCUAUGCCAUAUGGUAUUGACUGGUAUUGAAAUAAAAACAUGUCUAUGGUUUGAAAAACGUACCAUGGUGGUAUGAACAAACCAAGACUGUAGGAUGGUUGAAUACAUGAUAGUAGAAGUAUAUUAAUUGUCAUUUACGAAUUUUAACAUUGUAUACCACACAAUACCACCCCGUACCAGGGUGGUAUUGUAUGGUAUUGUGUGGUAUUUUUUGGUCCUGUAAUUUGUUCACCCAAAAAUUUGUAGAUCUAAUAGAUCAUGAUGAACUCGUCCCUUCUGUGCAAACGUUUUCAAAAACGAAUUAAAACGAAGAAGAUACCAUACAAUACCACCCCGUACCCCGUACCAGGGUGGUAUUGUAUGGUAUUGUGUGGUAUUUUUUGGUCCUGUAAUUUGUUCACCCAGAAAUUUGUAGAUCCAAUAGAUCAUGAUGAACUCGUCCCUUCUGUGCAACCUUUUUCAAAAACGAAUUAAAAACGAAGAAGAUACCAUAUGGUAUGCAGUUGGUACCGAGAGGCCGGAAUUUUUUUUUUCUCAAAAAAUAUUGAAAAUUGAUCUCAUUUUGUAGAGCACGAUGAACUCGUUCCAUCUGUGCAAAAGAAAAAUUAAAAUCCGAGUUAAAACGAAAAAGAUAUGAGUCAAUUAAGAAAGCUAGAAAAAAUAAAAAUGGUCUUUAAUUAUCCUUCCUUAGGUCUGAAUUUUCUAAAUAAAAGGUCCAGAUUUGGUUAUUGAUUGUGCACCCUAUCUUGAGCCGAGAAUUUGCGACCAGCGAGACGGUGGUUUAACAUAAAAGUACUAAAGUUGUCGUUAAAAAAAUACCUACUCGAGAACGAAGAGAAGACAAGACAAGACAAGGAAAGCAAGGGUGAAGUGAGGUGCUUCCGUUCGGAUCGUCAUUCACUAGUGAAAGAGUGAGUCUAUUUGAGAUACGAAUAAAUGGUGAUAAUCAUC